AUGUACAAAAAUGGUGAGUUUGGCAGGAAAAUUUAAAGUUUUUGGCUGGGCAAGGACUUAUAAUACGUUUUAAGACUAAACAGGAGCUUAAAAAUGACUUUUUUUAAUUGAAAAAACUAAAAAAAGCAAAUUUAAGUUAUAUAAACCAUGGUUUACAGACUACGCCUCCACUUCAAUGCCAAACAUUGACGCCAAUUUCGGCCAAAGCCUUGCCCAUUCGAAUGCGGCCUUGCUGAAGCCUUCAACUUCAGCCGCCAACCUGGUAUCUUCGCACGAGGAGCCAUGUUCCUCACAGUCAAAACCUCAGGAAUCUCAACAGGAAAACGCAAAUACGGAUAAAACAGAAGGAGCAGGAGGGAACGUUGGAUUAUAUGAGGAAUUGCUGGCUUCUAGUGCUUGUAAGUGGAAUGAUUGAUGUUGAGGGUAGUGUUGAACUAGUGAUUUUGUUCAGGGGUGAAGAGGGUGAAAUUUGUUUGGGAAGGGAGGGGUAAAUUUUGUUCGAAAAAUCGAUGAUGAGUGGGACCAUUUUUAAAAUUGUUGAAAAAAAUUAAGGUGUGUUGCCUUAGGAAACGUUUUGGCAACCAAUUGACCUAGUUUUCAUUGCCAUUUCAGCUUACGGCGACUGGAACAGCCCCGUCCUGGACGAGACCGCCCUUCUGGCUCAAGCCCUCGCCUUAUCCCAACAGGAGUUCUUGGACUCGUUGGAGAAGAAGAAACCCAACCAAUAA
This is a messenger RNA of Bursaphelenchus okinawaensis, 728 nucleotides long. NCBI's taxonomy places the organism in Eukaryota, Metazoa, Nematoda, Chromadorea, Rhabditida, Aphelenchoididae. The record is from the annotation of a GenBank genome assembly.